AUGUCCUUUUUCCUCGUCCGAAAAGCCAGGUCUAACCGAGUGCUGCCUCCCGAUCUCAAAACCUGGCGGGGUCCCUCCGGUGAAGAAAGGGAUCGCAAAUUCAUGGAAGCAAUUUGGAAGGAUCUCAGCGGCUUCCUCGCGGAGCGUGGAUAUACCCUAUGGGAGUAUGAGUAUCUGUUUUUAACGACGGCACCUAGUAGAGCCGGAGUGGUUCCCAACGGGUACAUGUAUUCGAGUCCUCUUCGUGCUUUCACAGACGACCCCAGAAGCAUUACAGAACUCCUUGUCUACCAACGUUCAAGGGGGAAAUACAGUCUUAUGAGUUCCAACCACAUGUUGCCUUUGCUUGGCUUGAUGGACUUGGGGGACAUCACAUUCGGCGUCUUCCCCAAGGUCGCAUGCUCCUGUCUAGAUGCCUGCAACAGUUUUGCUGAAGCGUCUGUGGGUGAUAUUUUGGACAUGCUUGCGCAGUGUUUAGAGGGCCUCGUCUUCUUGCAUCACUUCGGCAUCGCUCACAGGGAUGCAUUCAAGGAUAACUUCUUGAUCCAAUGGAUCCCGGAGUCCCUACGCUUCGAAUAUGACACGCCUCCCUCUCGACCUCGUGUCUACGUGAAUGACUUCGAAAUUGCCAUCCACUUCACUAAGGAUGUUCCACAAGAGAAGCGUGUAUGCAUAGGACGACCAUCUGGCGGAUCGCUCCCAGGGCCUAGUGGGCGUCCCAUGCCGCCUGAAGUGGACUCAGGCAGGCCGUAUGAUCCGUUCAAGCUGGACGUAUGGCAACUCGGAACGAGUUUCAAUGACUUCAAGAGUACAAUCCCGGAAAUCGAUGCUGAAUUGACGUCGAUGGUGGACCCAGAUCCCACCACGCGACCUACUGCAUACCAGGCAAUGAAAACUCUCCUCAACGUGGUUGCCUCCAUACCGCCUAAAGAUCUUGUCUUUCCUCCGGAACUAGUGCCGGACAGACGACGGCCCGCGGCCGUAUUUGGUUCCCAAUGA
Molecule: messenger RNA, 999 nt
Organism: Dichomitus squalens LYAD-421 SS1
Lineage: Eukaryota; Fungi; Basidiomycota; Agaricomycetes; Polyporales; Polyporaceae
Exons: 6
Coding region: 1-999 (332 amino acids)
Biological process (GO): protein phosphorylation
Molecular function (GO): protein kinase activity; ATP binding
Source: RefSeq, a predicted model, not a curated record